Brassica oleracea var. oleracea is the source of this 965-nucleotide messenger RNA. RefSeq lists its product as uncharacterized. Bases 165 to 707 code for a protein of 180 amino acids. The record is from RefSeq and is a predicted model, not a curated record. NCBI's taxonomy places the organism in Eukaryota, Viridiplantae, Streptophyta, Magnoliopsida, Brassicales, Brassicaceae. The transcript has a single exon.
GUUAAAAAAUAAAAACCUCACUUUGAACACAACCUUUCCCUAUAUAUAGAUUUUCAGUCUCCUCCUCUCUCAUCAAAUCACACGAUACUCUCUCACUAACGAUUUAAAAAGCUAAAACAAACCUCUCAACACCCUUGUAACAUCUCUCCGUCAAACUAAAAAAAAUGGCAGAAACAGCAACAUCAUCGCCAUUGAAACGCCAAAGAGACGAGCAAGAACAAGAAACCACACCCCACGAAGAUUCAAAACGACGACCAAAGACUUCUUCAUCAUCUACCUCGUACAAUGAAGUUCAAUGUCUCCUAGAUAAUAUAGAAGCACAAAAUGAAGCAGACAGUGAUCUAACUUCCUUAAUCACCACACUUCAGCAAGAAAUCUCAACAGAAGAGCAAAACGUUGCUGUUUUUGAGAAUCCUCCUCUCUCUUCUUCUUGCUCCUCUUCCUCGUCCUCAUGCGCUCCAAAGGAAGAAGAAUGCGAAAGUGACAAGGAGAAAGUGAUGAAACAUCUUUUAGAAGCUUCCGAUGACGAACUCGGGAUACCUAACACUGAAACUGGCGGGAGUAAUUAUGAGAUAGUUAACAGUGAGACUAAUCAGGAUUACAUUAAUGGGUUUAGUUUACUAGAUGGGUUUGGUGAUGGGCUUUGGGAGCUUGAGGAUGAAGUUGCUAACUAUUACACGUUGCUGCAGUCAGAACUGUUCAUGUAAAAGUCCACAAGGGUAAAGUAGGGAAACAGAAAAAGAGAUGAUGGGUAUAAAGGAAAAUUAAAGAAAAUAUAUGAUGAAGAAGAGAAAAAAAAUAAAAGAACAGGAUAUUUUCUUUUAUGGAAUUUAUUUUCAUUAUUGCAUUUUUUUUUCUUUCCAUGUGAAUUUGAGAGGUCCCCUUUGAUUUUUUUAGCUCUUUCUUUAUUUGGUUUAUAAAAAUUUUAGUGGGACUAAUGAUAAUGAUACUUUGUUGUUUUUAUC